AUGGAUGAGAUGGAGCAACGUCUGACCACGUCCAAAGCCUCUUACGAUGCUCAGCUGGACGAUAUUGAAAAAAGCGCCGAGAACUCUGAGACGUCGCACAAGGAGAAGGUGAAUACGAUGCAGCAACUCAUCGAGGAUGCCAAAACAGCCCAUCGUGAAGAGCUAGGCGAGAAGCAACAAAGUAUGGAUGCAGCCAAAGCCGUCCACGACGCCGAGACGGACAAGUUGCGGAUAAGGAUCGAAGACACCAAGGCCAUGUACAAGAACAGGGUGGGGGUGGCUCAAAAGCAACUGAACGACUCCAAGGCUACACACGAGGACAAGGUGAAGGAGAUGCAGAGGCAGAUCGACGAGUGCAACACCGCACGCGAUAAAGAUGCGGAGGAGCAUGGGAAGGAAAUGAAAAGCAUGCGAGAUGCUAUAGAGGAGAUGAGAAACACACAUUGGGCCGCCAUAGAGACUGAAAAGUCAUCGCACGGCAGGGAGAAGCAGUCGUUGGAAACGACUCACUACAAAGAAAAGGGAGGUUAUGAGACAGCGCUCAAGAACAUCAAGUUGGAGAUGGGAACGCUCAAGAAAGAGCACGCAGCAGCCACCCAUAAUGCCAAAGAAGAGCGUCAUCGGCUCGAACAGAAGGCUACCGGAUUGGAAGAUCUAGUACUGAUACUGAGUGACUCAAAACUCGAGGUAGAGAGGCACUUAGAGGAGGAGAGACGCGACGCAGCGCUGAAAAGUUCGCACCUCGAGCGUCUCCAGAAGGACUUGGCAGAUGUGGAGUUGCAGAGGGUUGAUGUUGGAAAUCAGCUCGUCAGCAUAGAGGCCGAAGUGCAAGUGCUGAAGGAGAGUCUCAGCACAGAGAUGACCGAGACAGCAAAAGCUGAAGAGAGUCUCCGGCUCGCCAAUGAGUUCCAUACCGAUGCAAUUUUCCAAUGGGCUAGACUUUUAUUUGGUCCAAGGGAGUUCUAUAGCGAACAAACGCUGAUAUCAGCCAUUGGCCAAGGCACUCAGGCCGCAGGCCACGAUCACAAGCCUUGGCUUAUCAGCGAGUCUUGGACAGCAGAUCAACAAUACUCGGAGUUUCCUGGUCACGAGUUAGGGGCGGUCGUUUCGAUGCUCGUUCAGGACCUGCAAGACAAAGUGCUUGGGAUCAGCGUGUUUCACGGUCUGAUGCGGAGACUGACCAGACUGGUCUCACGGGCUCCACGAGUCAACACAGCGUUGAUACAGUGGAUUAUCGACCACAGCAAUUGGAGUCUUUCGACAGUCCGUCCAAGUGAGCUUAAUAUCCCUGCGCGAGCUGCCAUCUGGGCGCUGGCGGACGUUCUGAGACGGAGAUGGCCCAGCACUGGACACAUCGAAGACUCGCACGAGGUCAUGCAAGAGUGCUGGGAUCUCAUCGCUCAGCAUGACCCCAAGGCAGUCGACGCCGAGGGACUCAACGCCCAAGGGAAAGUUCCAAUGGUGUUGGAGCUCCUGCAAGACAACAAUGGGAGUGUUAUUCACAUCGUCAAGAAGCCCGAAUGGGCGUGGGCUGUCAUCAUGGACAUGCAGAGACAUACCUGCGCAUUCGUCAAAGAGAACUGCUUGCGAGAAGUGGCUAUGGGUAAUGGUAUAUGGGAUAAGGAGGUCAAGGCGGGGAACAUGGUUAUCCACUUAGACAUGAGUAAGCCAGAGUGCGUAGACUUUUAUAUGGAAUACUGGGUAUUUGAGGACUAA
Messenger RNA from Colletotrichum chrysophilum, 1716 nucleotides. RefSeq lists its product as uncharacterized. Lineage: Eukaryota; Fungi; Ascomycota; Sordariomycetes; Glomerellales; Glomerellaceae. The transcript has a single exon. The record is from RefSeq and is a predicted model, not a curated record. The coding region runs from base 1 to 1716 and encodes 571 amino acids.